AUGUCAGCCAGCACCCCUCUAUCCCAUAAAGAUUACACGGUCGGAUGGAUAUGCGCCUUGCCGCUCGAGAUGGCGGCUGCGAAGCUGAUGUUGGAUACAAUACACCCGCCUCUACCCCUCCCGCCAACAGAUCAGAAUACGUACAUUCUGGGAAAUAUUAGAGAGCACAAUAUAGUUAUUGCCUGUUUACCAAGCGGCGCAUAUGGCACAACGUCAGCUGCAACAGUGGCGAUGCAGUUAUUAUCCAGCUUCCACUCCAUCCGGUUUGGCCUCAUGGUUGGUAUAGGCGGAGGGGUACCAAGCAGCGAUGCAGACAUUCGACUGGGCGAUAUCGUCGUGAGCGAGCCAACAGGCACUUUUGGAGGUGUGAUACAAUAUGAUAUGGGUAAAUCCUUGAGCGGCGGUCAGUUCCAGCGUACAGGGAUGCUCAACAGGCCGCCAAAGGUUCUGCUGACUGCGCUCGCCACACUCAAAGCGCAUCACCUCACAGAAGAGAGUCAGAUUCUUACAUUUAUCGCUAAUAUCGAAGCCAAGGCACCUCACGGAGCUGCGAAUUUCGUCCGACCAAGCCACGCGGACUGUUUAUACCAGGUGGAAUACGAGCAUGGAGGAUCGAAUGACUGUUCUGGUUGUGAUCGGUCCAGACUUGUUUCAAGACCUUCACGGGGUCAUGAUGAACCUGUCAUUCACUAUGGACUGAUUGCAUCUGCAAAUCAGGUAGUUAAAUAUGGCAGGCAUCGAGACCAGCUGGCGGAAGACUUGGAGGUUUACUGCGUGGAGAUGGAGGCUGCAGGGCUCAUGAACGACUUUCCCUGUAUAGUCAUUCGGGGAAUUUGUGACUAUGCUGACUCUCAUAAGAACAAGGACUGGCAAGGAUACGCAGCAGCGGUGGCAGCGGCCUAUGCUAGAGAGCUUCUUUUGGUGGUUCCAAUCAAUCAUAUUGAAAAUACUCCAACAGCGCAAGAAGCUUUGGCAAAUGCUGCACCCUGCUUUGAUGUCCCUUUCGACUUAGCCACGGUGCCCGUGAUUCAAGAUUUCUUGGGACGGCAAGACGAGUUAGAGCACUUAUGGGACUAUUUACAACCAGCAAUUCCCCAGUCCCAGAAAGUUGCUGUGCUUCAUGGGCUCGGCGGUAUAGGGAAAACACAGCUCGCAAUUCGCUUCGCGCGUGAUCACAAGAAGGACUUUAGUGCUGUCCUUUGGCUAAGUGGCAAGGAUGAAGGCACGCUCUUACAAUCUUUGAGCUCAGUAUUACCCCGAUUACCAGGAGAGUCCUGCGAUAAUAAGGCGGUAAAUGAUGAGGAAGUGGAAAAAAGAGCUAGGAAAGUGUUGAAGUGGCUGUCAGCAGAGGGAAAUUCACGGUGGUUAAUCAUUUUUGACAAUUUCGAUCAAUAUUCUCCCAUCGACAGCGAUGUUGACGAUGGAUAUGACAUCGCCCAGUUCUUCCCCACGGCAGAUCACGGCUCUAUUCUUAUUACUUCUCGGCUACACGGUUUGACGGAGCUUGGGAAGUCUUUUCCAGUCCACAAACUUGAGUUUAAGGAUGCAAUUCAACUGCUCCUGCAAAGCAGCGGUCUGUCGGUAGAUAAUACCACGGAAGACCUUGAUAGCAAUCUAGAUUACGUUGCCCUCGCCGACUGCCUGGAUGGACUGCCGCUAGCAAUUGUCAUCGCUGGAGCAUUCAUGCGCGAAACCGGAACGAGCGUUGAAGAAUAUUUACAGCUCUAUAAAGAUUCAUGGGCAGACUUGCAGUCUUGUUCCAGGCCCACACGCCACUACCAACAAGGAAACAUACUAGAGACAUGGAUGAUCACGUAUAAGGAAAUCCAGGAAAGUGAGCCAGAAGCUGCAAUGCUGCUGCUCUUACUUGCCUGCUAUAAUAACCGGGAUAUCUGGUUCGAAUUGAUUCAGCACGGCUUGAAUUGCACCGACCUGCCAGACUGGUUUGGCAUGUCAGUCUGCAGCAAACUAUAUUUCAAGACAGAGAUCAAGAUACUAGUUGGGUUUUCCCUUGUUGAGACAAAUCAAAAGGAGGGCAGUUAUACAUUACAUCCAGUGGUACAGGACUGGUGCCUUUACAUGGCCGAGUCAGACAAACAUACAGCUCAGCUAUAUGGACUGGCGCUGGUCUCGGUUGGGUCUAUGAUCCCGGCCCCGAACAACCGAGACUAUGCAAGGCUUCAGCGGCGGUUACUUCCACAUGCAAACCAUCUGCUUCGCACGAAGAGGUACUGGCCAGACGAAGGAAUUGAUGUGUGGAAAGUUUUAGCCAGCUUAGGGAACCUCUAUCAGACUUUGGGCAAGCUAAAAGAGGCAGAAUGGAUGUAUCAGCAAGCACUGGCAGGCUUUGAGAAGAUCCUGGGUCGGGACCAUGCAUCUACCCUUGAUACAGUCAACAAUCUUGGUGUUCUCUACUGGGUCCAGGGUAAGUUAAAAGAGGCGGAGGAAAUGUAUCAGCAAGUACUUGAAGCUUCUGAGAAGACACUGGGCCCAGAUCAUACAUCUACUAUUCUGGCAUUCAAUAAUCUUGGUCUUCUCUAUAGAGAUCAGGGCAAGCUGGAAGAGGCGGAGAAGAUGCAUCAGCAAGCACUAGCAGGCUAUACGAAAGUGCUCGGUCCACAUCACCCAUCCACUAUCACAAUAGUCAGCAGUCUUGGGAAUCUUUACAGAUAUCAGGGCAAGCUAAAAGAUGCAGAAGAUACGCAUCAGCAAGCACUGGCAGGCUUUAAAAAGGAACUGGGUCCAGAUCAUACAUCCGUCCUUGAGUCAAUUCAUAGCCUUGGUACUAUCUACAUGGAUCAGGGCAUGCUAAAAGAAGCAGAAGAGAUGUUUCAGCAAGCACUGGCAGGCUUUGAGAAGGCACUGGGUCUAGAUCAUAUAUCUACCCUUGGUGCAGUCAACAAUCUGGGUCUUCUCUACUGGGCCCAGGGCAGGCUGAAAGAGGCAGAGAAGAUGCUCCAGCGAGCGUUGACAGGUUAUAGAAAGGCACUGGGUCCUGAACAUUCUAACACACAAACAGCGGCUAAUUAUCUGGCCUCUCUUGCUACCUUUGUCGCUAAAGCAGGCAAUACUCCUUUGACACCACCCACCAUCCUCCCGGCAGCUCAGGUAGUCCAGCUAGUCCAGGCAGCCCGGGAAUUAGACCUCAAUCGCCGCCACAGCUCUGUACCCGAAAGCCCACAGUAA
Messenger RNA from Aspergillus puulaauensis, 3186 nucleotides. RefSeq lists its product as uncharacterized. Gene Ontology annotation, biological process: nucleoside metabolic process. Bases 1 to 3186 code for a protein of 1061 amino acids. Gene Ontology annotation, molecular function: catalytic activity; protein binding; ADP binding. The transcript has 3 exons. NCBI's taxonomy places the organism in Eukaryota, Fungi, Ascomycota, Eurotiomycetes, Eurotiales, Aspergillaceae. The record is from RefSeq and is a predicted model, not a curated record.